AUGAAUAAUAUAAUAACACCAGAUGAAAUAAAUUGUAAAGCAAGAGCAAUAUUUGAUUUUAAUGCUGAAAAUGAUAAUGAAAUUUCAUUAAUUGAAGGACAAAUCAUUUGGAUUAGUUAUAGACAUGGUCAAGGUUGGUUAGUUGCUGAAGAUCCAGAAAAUGGUGAAAAUGGUUUAGUACCUGAAGAAUAUGUUGAAAUUAUACGAGAUAUUGAAUUAGGAGUAGGAUUAAAUGGAGAUCAAGAUGAUGAGGAUGUUCCUAAACGAUUCAUGUCAGAGAUAUUUGGUGAUGAUGAUGAUGUUAAUACUAGACAAACAGAAGAAGAAGAUAGUGAAUGGGUUGAUACUGAUGAAGAAGAGGAAGAGGAAAAAGAACAACAACACCAAAGAGAAGGAGAAGAAGAAGAGAUUAGUAUGAAAUUGAAGAAUGUUGAAAUAUGA
Molecule: messenger RNA, 441 nt
Organism: Candida tropicalis MYA-3404
Lineage: Eukaryota; Fungi; Ascomycota; Pichiomycetes; Serinales; Debaryomycetaceae
Gene: NBP2
Product: Nbp2p
Exons: 1
Coding region: 1-441 (146 amino acids)
Molecular function (GO): protein binding
Source: RefSeq, a predicted model, not a curated record